UCUCUCGGCAUCCCAAAUCGUGUGGGAACCUCAACGCAGCCAUAACCAAGAGCACUUUGAAGAUAAGCAGGCGGAGUAGAAAUUACAAGGCACACUCCCUCGUUUCUGCAAAGCCCCGAUGACAGUAUUAAUAAUAGUUCAUUUGAACGCAGUAUCUUGAUUUCAUUGAAUGAUAGCGCGAGGUAUCUCUUUGCUUACUUGCCCGCAUCUGACUUAACUGAAUUAUUCAUUUUCCGCGUCAGUCGCCAGAUCUCCCUUUUCUGAACAUCAGAGCACGUAGUUUUUUUCCCUUCUUUUUUUUUUUUUUUUUUGUGUUGCUCAGACAGCGUGCUGACAAUCCUACGAAUUGCAGAGCUCGACAGGAGGCGCUUGGCAAGCAGUAUGAGCAAUUGGGAGGUGAGUAAACACGCAUAGGAUUGUUUCUGCCUAAUUGUAUCGGGCUCUGCGUCAUUUUUUUGUCUUGAAUUGGCCAAUAUAAGUUAAACAAGCCUUCAAGAAUUUUCGAUUGUACGAACUGGUUGUACGAACAGUAUCAUUUACAUUCUUUUUUUCUUCUUUUCUUUCUUGAACUGGAGAAUGCCGGAGUUGUUUUGCAGCGUUGCCAGCUGCCUGCCUGUUAGUCCCUGCUGUGUUGUCGCCGGAGUGGAUGCAGACACUAUCUUUAGUGUGUUUCAAACUAAAACGCUUCAUGGGGAUACAACAACCUUGGGAUCCUAUCAAAUAAGUUCGUUUUCUAGAAGUGAAGUCUGCCUGGAGGACUCUUGAAGGCUGACAUUUCAACCAACGGCUAUGCGAACGUCUGUGUAGGAAUACUGCCGCUCAUCACACUGCCAAUGCUCCGUAUCAAUUUAAAAGAAAGCGAUUCUUCUAUCGCUUUGGGUUGUUAAAUGAUAUACGGGGGAUUCUUGUAAAAAGCAAAAUGCUGCUGCUUGUUCUGUUGGCUUUUUCCGUGUCCAGUUCGUAUGCUAACUCGGAUUCUGACCUCUCUGCCGAGACCUGCAGCGCUUGCUCUUGCAUGUCCAUCGAGAACGUCCUCUAUGUGAACUGUGAAAAAAUUACGGUGUACAGACCUACCCAGCUCAAACCCCCGUCCUCCAGUCUCUACCAUCUAAAUUUUCAGAACAAUCUAUUGAUUAUUUUAUAUCCCAAUUCUUUUCUCAAUUUCACACACGCUGUGUCUCUCCAGCUGGGGAACAACAAACUGCAGAACAUUGAGGGAGGGGCCUUCUAUGGACUGAGUGCUCUGAAACAGUUGCACUUAAACAACAAUGAAUUAAAAGUGCUUCGUGCAGACACUUUCAUAGGAAUUGAGAACUUGGAAUACCUCCAGGCUGACUACAAUUUAAUCAAGUUUAUUGAACGAGGAGCCUUCAACAAAUUGCAUAAGUUAAAAGUCCUUAUACUGAAUGACAAUCUCGUUCAAAGCCUUCCUGAUAACAUUUUUCGCUUUGCUUCCCUGACACAUUUGGAUAUAAGAGGCAACAGGAUUCAGAAGCUGCCGUACAUUGGAGUGUUGGAGCACAUCGGGAGAAUAGUGGAAUUGCAGUUGGACGACAACCCCUGGAAUUGUACCUGUGAUUUGUUGCCCUUAAAGGCCUGGUUGGAAAACAUGCCCUAUAAUAUUUUUAUUGGUGAGGCGAUUUGUGAAACCCCCAGUGAUCUGUAUGGGAGGCUGCUGAAAGAGACUAACAAACAAGAGCUGUGUCCCAUGGGGACAGGCAGCGACUUUGAUGUCCGGAUGCCACCUUCCCAGCCGGAGAACGGACAAACAACAUCGAACGUCUCGCCCACGACAACACUGCGGCUCAUCACCAAAGCCCCCAAAACGACCAACCCCUCAAAGAUAUCAGGGAUCGUUGCCGGAAAAGCUUUCCCUGGCAAAAAUCUCAGCCAAAUUGUGUCCUAUCAGACGAGAGUCCCGCCCCUUUCCCCCUGCCCUCUCCCUUGCACCUGUAAAGCGCACCCCUCCGACUUCGGCAUCAGUGUCAGCUGUCAGGAGAGGAAUAUAGAAAAUCUGGCAGACGUGGUUCCGAGGCCAGCGAAUGCAAAGAAGCUACACCUGAGUGGUAAUUAUAUUAGAGAUAUCAGCCCGUCUGAUUUUCAGGGUUUUGAAGGUUUAGAUCUGUUGCAUUUAGGCAGCAAUCAAAUAGUGACAGUACAGAAAGGGGUGUUUGCAAAUCUGACUAACCUCCGCAGGCUUUAUCUAAAUGGCAAUCAACUCGAGCGCCUUUAUCCCGAGAUGUUCCUUGGGCUCAGUAACCUCCAGUACUUGUAUUUGGAAUACAAUGCCAUAAAGGAGGUAUUAGCCGGCACAUUUGACUCGAUGCCAAAUCUGCAGCUUUUGUAUCUGAACAAUAACGUGCUGAGAAGCCUCCCAGCCUACAUCUUCGCUGGCGUCUCCCUGGCCAGACUGAAUCUGAAGAACAAUCACUUCAUGAGUCUGCCUGUGAGUGGCGUCCUCGACCAGCUCAGAUCCCUCACUCAGAUCGACCUGGAAGGCAAUCCCUGGGAGUGCACGUGUGAUUUAGUGGCUUUGAAGCUGUGGCUGGAGAAGCUGAACGAUGGUAUCGCUGCCAAGGAGGUCCAGUGCGCCUCCCCUGUUCAGUUCUCCAACAUCGAGCUGCGCCUGCUGAAAAACGAGAUCCUGUGCCCCAAGCUCGUCGCCAGGCCCCCUUUCGUCAAGACCAGCCCCCCCUCCGCGGUCACCUCCAUGUCCCCGGCCGGCGUGGGCAAGGCGCCCCCCGGUGGCCCCGUCCCGCUCUCCAUCAUGAUCCUCAGCAUUCUGGUGGUGCUGAUCCUCACCGUCUUCGUGGCCUUCUGCCUUCUCGUCUUCGUGCUGCGGCGGAACAAGAAGCCGACGGGCAGGCACGAGGGCCUGGGCAGCCAGGAGUGCGGCUCCAUGCAGCUCCACCUGAGAAAGCACGACCACAAGGGCGGCAAGAAGGACGACCUGGGCGGCGAGACCUUCAUCCCGCAGACCAUCGAGCACAUGAGCAAGAGCCACACCUGCGGGAUGCGGGACUCCGAGUCCGGCAUGAAGUUCGCCGACUCCCAGCGGGGGAAGAUCAUCCUGAGGAACAGCGCUGACAAGGACAAGGACUCGUUGCACACGCUGGACCCCAGGAAGAGGCUGAGCACCAUCGACGAGAUGGACGAGUUUCUACCGGGGAGGGAGUCCAACAUGUUCAUCCAGAACUAUUUGGAUAACAAAAAGGACUUCAACAGUAUAGGGGUGAGUGGGUUCGAGAUCCGCUACCCCGAAAAACCGCCGGACAAAAAAAUGAAAAAGUCUCUUAUAGGGGGCAACCACAGUAAGAUAGUGGUGGAGCAACGGAAAAGUGAGUAUUUUGAACUCAAAGCGAAGCUUCAAGGAACCCCAGACUAUCUGCAAGUGCUAGAGGAACAGACAGCACUGAGUAAAAUGUAGGCCACCCAGCAUCCUUUCUUUUCCCCCUCAAUGACAAAAGUGCCUUCCAGAAAAUCUUAAUGACCAAUGGUUAACUGGACAAGUGUUUCCAGGGAGCAAAUUGACAUACGGUUAGUUGCCUCUUUUCCUUAGUAUUUAGUUGCUCCGUUGCAACACAACCUUUUUUUUCAAUGUGGUGAUGCCAUUAUUGAAUAUACUGUAGGAAUAUUCGACAUUGAACUGUACAAGACCUCCCUAAGAAACCAUGUAGUAAGUUGCUGCUAUUGAAAUUGGUACUUUCAGAUUAUCAUUAUUUUUUGUUUUUAAAAAAACCAAAAUCAUUAGAUUUGAAAACAGUGGUGAGUGUAAUGUACCUCUUGUUGAACCCUCAGUUGUUUUGUUUUGGGUGGUGGACAUAUGUGGUGGCGAAUUUUGUGUGAUCAGACAAUACCAAAAUCUGAGACUGUGAUGUUGGCCCGGGUAAGAAAUAGAGGUUUGGAUCUCCUUGUGUUAUAUACAUGUACCUGCUGACUCCAUCUGCUGUACAGUUUGGAUUUAUAGCUUGCCACAGCUGGGGGCGGGGAGGGGGGGGUUGGGGGCUUGCAAUUUGUGUAUUCAUUGGUAAUGAGAGGCAUGUAAAAAAAAAAGAAUACCAGUAGAUUUUCAAUUAUACCAGUAAAUGUUUAUGUAAAGAACCAUGUUAAUAUUGUUUAAAUGUGGUUCAUCUUGAAGUGGUUGGGCAAUAUACAUGCCAGGACAUUCUAAAGCCCAACCUAAACAAUUGCUUGCCAUGUAAGCAUACCUUGAUUUAAUUUUGUAAGUCUACAUUAUUUGUAUCUGUGGAACAGUUUGUAAAAUAAAAUGACAGAAAUCACAAUUGACACUUAAAAGGGUUAAAAAAAUGAAAAUAAUGGAAGACAGAAUAAGAAAAACAAAAAAAGCUAUGAUUGAUGACCACUGUCAACUGUCAAUUCGUAGUACAGUUAAUUUCAUAUUUAAUUUAUUUUUCUAUACAGGGUUAUUUAAAGAUUAUCGGUACUAUUUAAAAACUCAAUGGACAUUUAGAAUGCUUAAAGCGAUUUGAGUAAGAGCCACAUGUUUUGAAGUUUGAAUUGCGUUAUCAGAAUGAAAAUAUUUCUGUUUUGGCCUAAGUUCCUUUCCGAAUUUUACUGAUGGCUUGAAAUUAAGGGUAAGACGAAAAACUGUGUAAUAGUGGUGUAUGGCAUUUUCACUAUGUUGCACGAGCUGAGGUCUGAUUGUUUAACAAGUCUUUAAUGAUUUGCUAAUUCUUAUAUCCCAGAGUAAUUUGUAAAGAUUUAUUAUUACCAAUAUGCAACCAAAAUAAAUGUGCAUUAAAAGUGAUAUGAUUCUGGAUUGUAUGACUGAUUGCAAUGGAAAUUAUGCUGAGCGAGGUUAAAGUUUGUGAAUGGGAAAAUGCAGCUAUUGCUUGGAAUUGUGUGGCUAUCUGAAAUUAAAAUUAAAACUUUUCCCCUUUUUUUCUUUCUUUUCUUCAGAGCUACUGAUAUUCAGAAUCAUAUCACAUACCAGUUGCAAUAUUAAUAUGCACAAUCGCAUUUGCUUAAGUCCUUUAUUUUUCCUUUUUAUCCCCUUUCAACAUAAUUUUGUGGAGACAGCCUCUUGUGCUUUGGAUGCUUUCACCCACUUUAUUUUAUGUCCUUGUUCCUUGAAAUCUUUAUUUAAAAUAUGGUUAAGUUAAAGUUUGUGAAAUGAUCAGUAUUUUUUUAACUUCAAGUGAAUAGAAUGUACUAUGAAAGGUGUGAUCAUUUUUCUAUAAGUCAGGAGAGUACUGUAUAUUGGUUAGUUUUCAUUGUACAAAUCUGUUAAAGUCAAGGUAUUAAAAUCAAUGCCUAUUUG
Anguilla anguilla (European eel) is the source of this 5281-nucleotide messenger RNA. It is a transcript of the gene slitrk4, whose product is annotated as SLIT and NTRK-like family, member 4. Gene Ontology annotation, biological process: positive regulation of synapse assembly; regulation of presynapse assembly; axonogenesis. Lineage: Eukaryota; Metazoa; Chordata; Actinopteri; Anguilliformes; Anguillidae. Gene Ontology annotation, molecular function: protein binding. The transcript is spliced from 2 exons. The record is from RefSeq and is a predicted model, not a curated record. Bases 920 to 3427 code for a protein of 835 amino acids. Gene Ontology annotation, cellular component: glutamatergic synapse; membrane.